UUGCUUGCGUGCUGGGACACAAUCUCCGCUGAUAGAAGCCCCGUGUCCGUACCAAAUCUCGUUUCGGGUGGUCAACAGAGUCGUUCCAUCGAUGGCGGAUCCACAACCGUCCACAUCACAACAAGCCAUGGCACCAAGAACGCAGUCAGAAGCUCAACAGCAGCAAAAGCAGGAAAGUCGUGCUCGUCGCAAACGCCGCCUGUCGAUGAAUCAAAAGAAAAACAAAAAGAAGAACUUCGACGUUGCGGAGGAGAUUGAAACGUGUAGUCCGUUGCUGGAACCAUUGGUCCAGGCGCUGCGGGAUUGCCCCGAAGGAGAGGAACUGAAUGUGCUCAUCGAAACCCUGCAACCCACGGCCAGCAACGUCGAGUUGGCGCUCCGUCUGGUGAAGGAUGACAUGAGGCGUGUGAUUAGCUUCCCCAACAAUCCGGCCCAGAUCUACGAGUUCGGUUCCAUCAAGUCCGGCCUCGCGCUGAGGGACAGUGAUCUGGACUUCUACAUACACUACUCACGCAAGAAUACCGAAAGAGACGAACAGAUAAAGCUGAUCCAUGUGGUCGGCGGCCGCAUGGAGAAGGAGGGCUCCUUCACCGACAUAGUGAAGAUUCUCGGUGCCAAAGUUCCGCUCCUGCGAGUCGUCCAUCGGUACACCAAUCUGUUCUGUGACAUUAAUUUUAGCAACGCUCGUGGCUGCUACAACAGUAAGUUCAUCAACGCGCUCAUGCUGUUUGACCAGCGUAUCCACCAGCUGGCGAUCGUGAUCAAGUUUUGGGCCCAGAAUGCCUUCGUGCUGGACUCGCGACGCCAGCUCAACUCCUACUGCCUGGUGAUGAUGCUGAUCUUUUAUCUACAAACGCGCAAACUCCCGCUCAUUCCGUCGGUCGAGGAAAUGCAACAGGGCAUCCCGCGCAUCGAAUACGGGCCGUGGAACCUGGGCUAUCCGUCGGUGAUCAACUACAAGUCGUGGAACGAGAACUCGGUACGCGAUCUGCUGUCCGGGUUCUUUCGCUACUACGCGGAGUUUGACUUCGCCCACAAUCUCAUCUCCCCGUUUGUGGGCCGCCUGUGUUCGCUCGAGGAGCUAACGAAAAAGAAUAUCCGCGAGCUGGCCCCGUACUAUCGGGCGUGCGAGCGCGAAGACUACCCGGAGCUAGUGAACGGCCCCUGGAUCACGAUACAGGAUCCGUUCGAGCUGAACCUGAACGUGGCGAAGGUGAUGUCGGUUGGGAAGGUGUUCGAGCAGCUGCGUGUUAGCUUGCGCCAUGCGGCCGAAGUGUGCUAUUAUCGACGAGACGACAGUUUGGCCAAGCUGCUGGAGGCCUUGUUCACCGACACGAAGCAGUACAUGAAGGCCAAGCCGGUCGGUAAAGAAUCGAAAGAAGAGCCAGCGAAAAAUGCUGCUAAUGGACUGGUGGAAGUGGCCAAGGAAGCCACUGGUGCUGCUGCCGAUGGUAAGGCAUCCACCGCCCCGGUCACAUACUCUGUCCGUUGCAAGCUGCCACCGAUCGAAGCCGAACUGUUCCUUGUGCAGCAGGUAUUGUUGGUGCGCGAUCCGGAGCAUAAAACAGUCGUCACGGAUGCGCGCAUCCGUCACAUGUGGGGCGAGUGUAUGCUCGACUUUAUUGUGGAUAUUCUGCGCAAGCUCUUCAUGGUUCAGAUGGAUCCCAUCGAGCAUCCAACAACUAGUGCGGCAGCGACGGAAGAAAAUGCGAAGGGCGAAGGGCCCGUUGUGCGCUCGUUCAUCAUAACCUGCGAGCGGCAGGUAUUCAUUGCGCGGAAGCGCAUCAACAUCGUUGAUGAGGCCACGCUCCAAGGGGAGAUCAACAUUUCCAAGUCGCGCUGGGAUCGGAACCAUGCGUUGCGCUUUUCGGCACCCAUCGAGCUGGCCCUGGUAGACGGGGUGGUGGAGGUUCGCGCGCCGAACGAUAAGCCAAAGAACGGCGGUCCUUUUCGGCUCUUUAUUGAUACCUGUUUCGUUGUGCACAUCCGCAAGUGUGUCCGCGGCUACUUUAUGGUGAUGCUGGAGAAGGCGAAAAAAAAGGCGGCCACAGACGCACACGCUUCGGCAUCGCAGUCGAACGACGAGGCAACGGGUGAGGUUAAGAAGCAACAGGAUGACGAUGCACAGUCCGCCAUGCAGACUUCGGACACGGCAGAAGCCUGCGAUGACAGCAAAGCAAAAAAGAAUGAUACGGAGCCCGAGAAGCCCGAGACUUCGGACAUGCCUGAAGCACCGGCUAAUAGAGCAGUAAUAGAGGAGAAACAAGAGGCUAGUCUGGCCGCCACGGUUGAAAUUCAGAGCGCUACCACGGCCGGUGGUACUUCUUCCAGUAGCUAGUAUCGCACGGGUUCAAGUAUUGUCUAUUCAGGAUUUUCCUCUUACUAGUUAGUUCCUCGCUGACGACAAUUGUAACGGGCCAUUGAGGCUUCAUCAUAACACUCUUCGGUGACCAUUUCUUUUCAAUCGUCCAGAACACACUCAUACCUAUUUUACUUUACAUAAGUAUAGUAGUUUAAGUUUCCGAACAAGUUCGGAGUUUUACCGCACAGUGUCAGGUAUUCAUGCAAAGCCGAAAGUUCGUGUCCGAAAUUGUAGAUUUUUUGUAGACCAUAGUUAUCGCUC
Anopheles bellator is the source of this 2623-nucleotide messenger RNA. RefSeq lists its product as uncharacterized. Gene Ontology annotation, molecular function: RNA uridylyltransferase activity. The transcript has a single exon. The record is from RefSeq and is a predicted model, not a curated record. Bases 92 to 2338 code for a protein of 748 amino acids. Lineage: Eukaryota; Metazoa; Arthropoda; Insecta; Diptera; Culicidae.